Molecule: messenger RNA, 3052 nt
Organism: Zingiber officinale
Lineage: Eukaryota; Viridiplantae; Streptophyta; Magnoliopsida; Zingiberales; Zingiberaceae
Product: protein FAR1-RELATED SEQUENCE 5-like
Exons: 2
Coding region: 154-2763 (869 amino acids)
Biological process (GO): regulation of DNA-templated transcription
Molecular function (GO): zinc ion binding
Source: RefSeq, a predicted model, not a curated record
AAUUAAUUGAUUAAUUUUUAUUUUUCCCUCUUAUCGUUGCGCUCCGAUGCGGUGAGAUUAGGGUAUCCUCGCACCACCUGCGGGACGGCGGGAGAUUCCGAGAGGAGAUCGGCGAUAUAACUGGAGCUACCCAGUCACCGCCGUAGCAGCAAGAUGAUGGAUGGUAAUCCCCACAGUGACAAUGGAUUGAUAGAACACCAAGUGAACAUCGAGGAUGAUAGCAUUAACUUCUGGACAACAUUGGGCGUAAGUCCUCAUGUCCAUGUUGUAGAGACUGAGCAUCACCUUGUUAGUCAGCAUCACCACCACCAUAUAGAGCAGCCGCAGCCGCCUCCGCAGCAUCAACAGCAGCAACAGCCUUUGGAGUUGUUGGAGCAGUCUGUUCGAAGGGAGCUUUUUGCGGUGGAAGCUGAUCCGAGACUAGAACCUUUUGUUGGGAUGGAGUUCGAGUCUGGUGAGGCUGCAAAGACUUUCUAUAUAGCUUAUGCUGGACGUAUAGGCUUCUCUGUACGCGUUGCUAGGUCAAGGCGUUCAAAAUGCAAUGAAUCUGUCAUAAUGCUGCGUUUUGUGUGCUCAAGAGAAGGGUUCAGCAGAGAGAAACGUAUUAUUGUUGGCAAGAAGACUAGGAAACGAGCUGCAUCAAUUCGAGAAGGAUGUAAGGCUAUGCUCGAGGUGAUUAGAAGAGGAGAUGAAAGGUGGGUGGUGACAAAGCUAGUGAAAGAGCACAAUCAUGAAGUUGGAAUGCCAAGCAGAGUGCAUUACAUUGCUACAGAAGGAGAUACGCUGAUGGAUCCCUAUAUCGGUAUGGAGUUUGAAUCUCUUGAGAUUGCCAAGACGUUUUAUUAUGCAUAUGCAAGCCGCUUGGGAUUUGAGGCUCGUGUUCGACAAUCGCGCCGUUCAUUGCAUGAUGAAUCCCUCAAAAUGUUGAAACUUGUUUGUUCAAAGCAUCGCUACCAUUCUGGAAGGGAUAACGGUAAUGAUGACAACAAGAGGGUACAGAUUCAAGAUCUAUCAAAAGAAGGUUGUGAUGCAUUAUUUGAAAUAAUACGGAAGGAUGGCGACAUUUGGAUGGUUUCGAAACUUGUACUGGAGCAUAAUCAUGAGCUGAAGCCUUCUCCACCAAGCAAGGUUCGAUGUGUUCGUUCACAAGGAGAGAUACUUGUCAUUGCUAAAAACUUUUCUGAUACUCGCAAUCUUCUAUUGAAUGGUCAAGACUCGCAAUACCCUAGAGAGAUUCAUUACAAUGAUUUGGGUCCAGAAGAUGUGCAAAAUCUGCUUGAAUAUUUCAAGAAAACACAAUUAGAGAACCCUGCCUUUUAUUAUGCAGUACAGAUCGAGAAUAAUAACUGCAUGACCAACAUCUUUUGGGCUGACUCCAAAGCUCGAAUGGCUUACUACUACUUCGGUGAUGCUGUCAGAUUUGAGACUAUGUACAGAAAUGACAAGGAGUUGAUUCCCAUUGUCAUGUUCACAGGCGUGAAUCAUCAUCUUCAGCCGAUCAUAUUUGGAUGUGCUCUGCUUGUAGAUGAAACUGAGGCAUCACUUACUUGGCUCUUGGAGCAGUGGCUUGCAGCGAUGCCAGCAAUGCCUCCUGUCUCAUUGGUUACUGAACUAAACAGGACACUUUCAUCGGCAGUUGCUAAGGUAUUACCACAAACUUGCCAUUGUUUUUGCAAGGUGCAUGUCUUAAGCUCGAUCCAGGAAGAAUUGUCUGAUUUAUUUUCAGGGCAUGUCCCUUUUGAAAGUGAACUUAGAGUAUGCAUCGACGAGUGUGAAACAGUUGAAUCAUUUGAGUCAUGCUGGGAUGCCAUUGUAAAUAGGUAUGGCCUGAAGAAUAAUACUUAUAUGCAAUCAUUGUACAGUAUCCGCCAUCAAUGGGCCCCUGUAUUCACGAAACAAACAUUUUUAGCAGAAAUCCAAGGGUCUAGAAGAUAUGAAAUUUUAGACAAAGUUAUUGAAAAAUAUUUUACAAUGAAAACUCCAUUACGGGUGGCAGUUAGGCAACUUGCUCAGACCCUCGCGACUCAAUAUGAAAAAGAAGCACAAGCAGAGUUUAUUACAUUGUUUGAGAAGCCAUUUCUGAGAACUGCCUCACCAAUGGAAAAGCAGGCUGCUGGUAUCUACACAAGAACUAUUUUUGACAGGUUCCAGGAAGAAUUUGUUGAAUCUUUGGGUUAUCACGUGGACAAGAUAGAUGAUGGGCUAAUAAGCAGUUAUAGAGUAACAAGAAAUGAGGAAGGUGACAAAUUAUACACUGUUGAUUUUGAUGCCUCUAGAAACAAAGCACAUUGCAGCUGUUCCAUGUUUGAAUCUUCUGGUAUAUUGUGUAGACAUGCUCUAAGAGUUUUUAUAGUCAAUGGUGUUCGUGCAUUGGCUAACCAUUACAUCUUAAAGAGGUGGACGAAGCAUGCCAAGAGCAGUUCUUUCUUGGAUGAUCACGGUGUUGAACUUAGAGCAAACACGGAGGACCCUUCUAUAACACGGUAUAACGAUUUAUCCCGUGAUGCCAUGAGAUGUGCGAGAGAGGGUGCGACAUCUGCUGAAUUUUAUACUGUUGCAAAGGAUGCUCUUCAGAAGGCUGUAAAUGAGAUUGUGUCUGUGAAGCAAAAGCGUGGCCAUCAAACUAUGCAUAGUUUUGUCUCGUCACAGAAAAAACCAACAAAGAAGGUUGGAAAGAUCACCGCCAACAAAGACGCCACCAAUAAGAACCUGAAGAAAACACCCUCUUUGGUAAAACUAACGACAGAUAUCGACAUCCGAUGAUUCCAUAAGAGGAGCAAGUUCAUAAUUUUCACAUUUUAUGGGCAUAAUCAGCAUAGUCAUAGGUAGUAAUUACCUCUUCUCAUCUUUGAGGCUGCAGAAGGCGAGAAGAUGAGCUUUUGUGUAUCAUUUGCAUUGUAAAUGUCCUUAUAUAGCUCUUUGUUUUGUACCACCUUUGCUACUGAAAAUCAUUUAAGGUAUGUUGCAGAUGUUUUAUGAUUAGAAUGACCUGGAUAGUGAAACUAUAUGUUUGUGGGUUGUUUUAUGAAGUUGCCAGCUAAUCUUUGAUCUA